GAGGCAUGGACACUGCCGACACUCCCUUUCGAAAGCAUUGGUCAAAUGCUGUACAUGCUAAUGAAGUAGAGUCGCCACUGAAAACGGUCCCGACAGAUGAUCUGCCUGACAACCUGCCUCGCUUGAGGAUAACUUCUUCAGUCGACGAAGAGAAUCGGACGCCAAAGGCAACGGUUUGGAUGCAGACAGAUACGAAACAAGCUCCAACAACACAAAAUACGAAGCCAAUCGAAGGAAGUCAUGAAGAGAUCGAAGAGUCGUUCGAAGAAAGAAGGCUUGCUCGUAUGCGUUCAGAUAGCCAAAUAACAUCGAUGAUACAAGUAUGAUCAUCUUCAAAAACCUUAUUAUUGCUUGAAAAUUGAAACUGAAUCAAAUUUGAUUUGAUUUUUAUUCAUUGUUUUAUUUUCAUGUUUAUAACUUUGGCUGUUGUGCUGUGAAUGUGCAUCUGAGAGCCUGAACGUGGACGAUUUGCCAGGUUGAAAAAUCACAGUAUUUUCGUCAUGAAUUUCAUCAGCAUUAUCCAGAAUUAGAACAUUUCAA
Messenger RNA from Hibiscus syriacus, 540 nucleotides. RefSeq lists its product as uncharacterized. The transcript is spliced from 2 exons. Bases 6 to 326 code for a protein of 106 amino acids. Lineage: Eukaryota; Viridiplantae; Streptophyta; Magnoliopsida; Malvales; Malvaceae. The record is from RefSeq and is a predicted model, not a curated record.